Molecule: messenger RNA, 156 nt
Organism: Neurospora hispaniola
Lineage: Eukaryota; Fungi; Ascomycota; Sordariomycetes; Sordariales; Sordariaceae
Product: ribosomal protein L39e
Exons: 3
Coding region: 1-156 (51 amino acids)
Biological process (GO): translation
Cellular component (GO): ribosome; cytosolic large ribosomal subunit
Molecular function (GO): structural constituent of ribosome
Source: RefSeq, a predicted model, not a curated record
AUGCCGAGCCACAAGACCUUCCGUGUCAAGCAGAAGCUUGCUAAGGCCCAGAAGCAGAACAGGCCUAUCCCCCAGUGGAUUCGCCUCCGCACUGGCAACACCAUCCGCUACAACGCCAAGCGUCGCCACUGGCGCAAGACCCGUCUCGGCCUCUAA